AUGCAGGUGUGUCACGUGCAGCUGGACCCCCUGCAGGUGACGCAGGUGGCUCGGCUGGACCUGUCAGACUUCCAGGCCGCCAUAGUGCUCUGCGAUGAGGGGUGGGUUGAGGACGGCGACGCGGGCGGGGGCGGCCCUGAGGGGCGGCCGGAGGGCAGUGAGCACGCGACAGACCAGCCGGGGGUGCUGCGGCUGGACUCCUUAGUCAUGAUGGUGCAGCUCAACAUCCGCAAGUGCCUGGCGGACCGCGGCCUGCCCCCCAUCAACAUCAUCUGCCAAAAGGACCCUCCCCCAAACGCCGAAACGCACAUCUCGCGCGCGCCCGUCACCCCACCCCGCGCGCGCGCACCCAGGUCGCCACCGCGGGCCUGA
Molecule: messenger RNA, 372 nt
Organism: Monoraphidium neglectum
Lineage: Eukaryota; Viridiplantae; Chlorophyta; Chlorophyceae; Sphaeropleales; Selenastraceae
Exons: 5
Coding region: 1-372 (123 amino acids)
Source: RefSeq, a predicted model, not a curated record